Xyrauchen texanus (razorback sucker) is the source of this 2991-nucleotide messenger RNA. It is a transcript of the gene dkk3b, whose product is annotated as dickkopf WNT signaling pathway inhibitor 3b. The transcript is spliced from 7 exons. Lineage: Eukaryota; Metazoa; Chordata; Actinopteri; Cypriniformes; Catostomidae. Gene Ontology annotation, biological process: multicellular organism development; negative regulation of canonical Wnt signaling pathway. Gene Ontology annotation, molecular function: co-receptor binding; receptor antagonist activity. The coding region runs from base 60 to 875 and encodes 271 amino acids. Gene Ontology annotation, cellular component: extracellular region. The record is from RefSeq and is a predicted model, not a curated record.
UUCCUAAUAAAUCACGCCUGUUUCCAGCAGCACUAACACGCCGGGUUGAAAAUAAAACUAUGUUGAAAUUUGCGGUACUCUACCUUUGCGCGGGCUUUGUGGUAGGGAGCUCAAAUCACAGAAGUGGACAUGAGGACAUCACCGACACAUUGGAGGCGCAUGUGACACAGGGACAAACCACUUUAAACGAGAUGUUCAGGGAGGUGGAAAAGCUGAUGGAAGACACGCAGCAGAAAUUAGAGGAGGCUGUGCACCAGAUGGACAACGAGUCUUCAAAGUCGCUGUUAUAUGGACGCAACUUUCCUGCCAAUUUCCACAAUGAAACUACAAGUGAGAUUAAUGUUGGAAACAAGACCUUCAAACUGAUAGAGAGGAUCGACAAGGAAACUGACAAUAAGACUGGAAAAACUAUUUUUUCCAGAACUCUCAUUCAGAGCACUGGACAGUGGAAUGAAGUAGAUCACGAGUGCAUGAUUGAUGAGGAUUGUGGGGACAGCAGCUACUGCCUGUAUGAGAUUGUCACCUCCAAAUGUAUGCCCUGCCAGACAGCUAAUAUGGAAUGUACAAAGGAUGAGGAGUGUUGUGGCGAUCAGCUGUGUGUGUGGGGUGUUUGUGCUCCAAACAGAACUAAAGGACAGUCUGGGACAAUCUGUCAAUUCCAGACUGACUGUAGUCCUCAACACUGCUGUGCCUUCCACAAAGCCCUUCUCUUUCCUGUGUGCCGUCCCAAGCCACAAGAACGCCAGGGCUGUCAUGAUCACCCUAACCAGCUAAUGGGGCUAUUACUGUGGGACGAUGAAGGCCCGCUUGAGCACUGCCCGUGUGCUGCAGGUCUGCAAUGCCAACCUCUCGGGAAAGAAUCAUUGUGUGUAUGAGAGAGAAAAACACAUCUGGUUAAGGGAUCAUGGACCAAUAUCCAGGCCCUCAUGGAAUUUGCACAUGCAGAUCUUCUCCAGAAUGAAACUAUCCAUCAUUCACAAAGUUAGCUCUGCACUUUGCAUAUUUUAUAUAUAUGUAUUUACUUACUUGCCUGUUUUGACGCUUUCAGCUAAUAUGAGAAUUACUCCUGUAGUAACUUACUAAAAUAAACUGGACUAUAGAAGUAAAUCAGUUUUGUAGAUUUCGCCACAAAAUCUGUCCAGGCCUAAACAUUUGUCGUAUUUUAAUUUGUAAUGCAUUCACAGAAAUCUCUGCACUCUAUUAUAGGGUUACAACGGUAUGAGAUUUUCAUGAUAUGAUAACAGAAAAUAUUACGGUAUCACGUAUACGGUAUUCCACAAUUACUAUUAUCAGUGAAAACAGAAGGGUUAUUUUAUAAUUUUUUUUUUGAGCAAACACUUUAUUAUAAUUGAAACUUGAAACAAUUUAUUUUAUUGAAAUAUGUGUAAGAAAAAAAAGUCUCCCUUUUGAAAAAAUAAGGCUAAUAGAAUUAUAAUAAUAAAUCAAAUUAUAAACAUGAUAAAAAAAAAUAGCAUGUAACUAUAACAUGUUAUAUAACUAAAGCAUGUUAGUUUGUUAAAUUGACUACUAAAUGGAAAAAGAACAUCAGCUGUGUGAGCUUUUGAAGUAUUGUCCUAUGAUUAUUAACAGUUAAUAUAUACUGCUCCUGUCUGUACCUUUUAACUCUGUGCUUCUCAACUGGUUGAGCUUCAGGACAGACUUUACAUUGGACAUCAAGUGUCGACCUGCCAUAGAUUAAACAUAACCUGUAUUUAAUGUAUCUUGGGUUGCAUAGUUUUGUUCAUGGUUUUCCAGUACAAGGACAUGCAUCAAGUGACAUUAUUUUUGUUGUUGAUGUCAACGUUUGACUUUCAUCACACAACUGAAUAACACCGGCUGCAUGACUAUGAUAAAUGAAUACCGCAAGAGGUAGAUUAACAUACAGGCGCGAAGGGACUUCAACAUUUCUAAAUUGCACAAAUAAUAAAUGCAUAUAUUCGUCUCUGGCUUGCUUUUGCUCGCAUGUCAAUGAUGCAGAGAUCUACUUUUAUCACUGAGAAGGUUUACCUGCAAAAUUAGUAGCACCAAACAUCACAAGCAGCCUCAAGAAUGCACAGAGUAGCCGUAUAACACUUUUACUUGAGCAGAAUAUUGCACUGCAGAUCGCAAAAUUUGUUCAAAGGGGAAAGCCAGAUAUAAAUGGCGCGCUCAAGUGCAUGGUUGCCAGAUUGCACAAAAUAAGUAUUACAUUAGGCGGAAUAUCUCCUAUUUGCUUAAGUAUAAAUCUCAAACUGGGGGGUGUUUCAUCUCUUAUCUGGCAACCAUGAGCAUGGUAAAUGCUUGUGGAGACGCGUUAUGUCCCAAUGCAAGUUAACUGAAAUAUCCAAUGAAAAAUAAAAACGCUUUUACGAUAAAUGAGGCGGUAAAUUUCCCAUGUCUGCAUCAGCUGUUUGCGAGAUUAAUAUAAAAUCUGCCUCGGCAGUCUUAAAACGUCUAUCACUCUGGCGGCCGCCAAAAUAUCUUCAAUGGGAGAACCAUGGCAUUGCUCUUUCCCUGCUGUCCGCGACCCAGUCCGAAUAAACCAGUUCAGAAACACUGCUUUAACUCCCACACACACUCAUGUCAGACCCCCUCGCCUCACUUCUCUGAUAUUUUCUCCGCUGUGUGUGUGUGACGCAAGUUGACGAGUCUGAGAGGCAGACGAGGAGGAAAGGAGAUGCGCACGCGCAUGUGAGAUUCUCCGUCCGGUUGCAUUUUUUCCUCAAUACCGUAGAUAAGCAAAUGUACAUGGUAUGAUAACCGUCAAUUUUCAAACCGUGGUAUACCGUUGCAACCCUACUCUACUAGAAUAAAAGUGCCUUCUUAUUGUCUCCUAAUUUAAUGGGAUGUGCUCUUUAUUUAUGUAACUUUUUAUUUUAAUGUCAUUGUAAUAUUUUGUUAGAAUAUGACAAUGUUGACCAAGCUUGACAUGGUUUCAAUUCAAGAUUAGUAUCCGCUGGGUACUAGGACCAUUUCAACAUGUACAUGUACUGUAAUAAAGUUUACGUAUGA